Messenger RNA from Lepisosteus oculatus (spotted gar), 4198 nucleotides. The record is from RefSeq and is a predicted model, not a curated record. NCBI's taxonomy places the organism in Eukaryota, Metazoa, Chordata, Actinopteri, Semionotiformes, Lepisosteidae.
AGAGAGAGCUGCCAGUCUGAAGUGCCACUAAGUUUAGAUCCUCUCCCCUGCUUCUCUCCCAGACACUGUGGUCCUAGCUGCUGGGGACAAAGUAAGGGAUCCCUCUUCUCUCACACAGAUUUGGCCACUGGAAGGCCGUCACAGGUGCCGUUGCCAUGGCGUCCCGCGGUGACCCGGCUGGGGAGCAGGUGGUUCCUGAGGAGGAGGAUGCCGUGAGUGUACGAUCCGUACAGGCCCGGUACCUUCGCAGCCCCUCUCCCAGCAGGUUCUCGAUAAUGUCUGAUGCAGAUACUGAAAGCAUCUUCAUGGAGCCAAUUCACCUCUCACCUGCUGUAGCUGCAAAACAGAUCAUAAACGAAGAGCUGAAACCCAAAGAGCUUAAAGUGGAGCCGGGGGUGCCGGAGACGAUGAUGGAGUCCGCGGAGCAGCUGCUGGUGGAGGACCUCUAUAACAGGGUAAAGGACAUGAUGGACGACAGCAGCCCCUUCGACACCCCCUGCGUCCUGGACAUCCAGCGGGCGCUCACCCAGGACAGGCUGGAGGCUCCCACCAACCCCGUGGAUGAGGUCUGGCCGAACAUCUUCAUCGCUGAGAAGGCUGUGGCAGUGAACAAAUCCAGACUGAAGAGGCUGGGCAUAACCCACAUCCUGAACACAGCCCACGGCACUGGCGUGUACACUGGACCCGACUUCUACACGGGCAUGAACAUCCAGUACAUGGGCAUCGAGGUGGAUGACUUCCCAGAAAUGGACAUCUCUCAGCAUUUCAGGCCAGCCGCAGAAUUCCUUGAUGAGGCUCUGCUCACCCACAGAGGUAAAGUCCUUGUGGACUCGAUGAUGGGGGUGAGCCGUUCGGCAGUGCUUGUAGCCGCCUACAUGAUGAUCUUCCACCACAUGACCAUCAUGGAAGCCCUGAUGACACUGAGGAAGAAGCGCCCCAUCUACCCGAACGAGAGCUUCCUGAGGCAGCUCAGGGAGCUGAACGAGACCCUGCUUGAAGAAAGGGGGGGGGGUGAGGAUGAUGACAGUGACACUCUGAGUCAGAGCUCAGUCAUUCAGGCUAAGACACAUUCUGUCAUGGCGGAGGAAGAGGAAUCAGGAAGCGUCAUGGGAGCAAAAGCCCAUUCUAUCUUCGUGGAGGAAGAGGACAAGAUGAGCACUAUGAGCAGCGUCUUGACCGCAGCAGCCAAGUCCAGCGUGGUUUCCAAAAGACCCACCCUCAUUGAUGAGGAUGAGGAGGAUAGGCUGUAUGAGGAAUGGAGGAAGAAACAAGGACUGCCACCCAGUGAAAAGCCAAACCCCAAAGAAGUCAAGAUACCCAGGCUGCCCGAGGAAAAAGAAGAUGAAGAUGUGGACGGCAUGAUCAGGGAGUGGCAACGGAGAAAUGAACAGUACCAGUCGGAGGACUGGUGGCGGGCGCAGCUCAUGAGCGAAGACGAGCAGUCUCUCCUGGGCGGCAGCUCCUUCUCUGCAAAUGGCUGUGAUGACUUGGAAAGUGUCAACAGCGUGGACAUCCGGGCCCUAAAAGAGCGCUUGGCAGCCAGUGGCGCCGGCAGGUUCCGCAGCGAUUCGGUCUCCACUGAAGACAGCGCAGCAGACAUUUGGACGAAAAGGCUGAGGGAGAUCGAAGAGGAGGCCGCGGCAAGAUAUGGCGACAAAGGCCGAGGCGCCACGGAGAACGGAACUGGGGAGAAAGAGAUUGACGAAGAGAGCCUGUUCUCUGAGACCAGCUCUUUGUACAACUUCUGCAAGAAAAACAAAGAGAAGCUCACCCCUCUGGAAAGGUGGAGGAUCAAAAGGAUCCAGUUUGGGUGGAACAAGAAGGACGCGGAAGCUGAGAAAGCCGAAGGCGGCAGCGUGCAGGGGGAAGAGGAAGAAACGAAAGUCGCUUCGGGCGAAGUCAACCUGACAGCCUACCAGAACUGGAAGCUGAAACAUCAGAAGAAACUGGGCACUGAAAACAAAGACGAAAUUGUGGAACUCAGCAAAGGAGAGGACACUGCUUCAAUCAAAAAGAAACAGAGACGUGCUGAGAUAUUGGAACGCUCCAGGCAGACCCUAGAGGAGAGCCAAUCCAUGUGUGGGUGGGACACAGAGAGCUCCAUGAGCGGAAGCAUCCCACUUUCUGCAAUUUGGCCCACCAUGUCUGCAAGGAGCAUCAGUGAUGACACCACUUCGAUGCUGAGCAUGCAGAGCAACCGAUCAUCCUUUUCUCAAUCAAGGAACCUGCAAGGCCUUCCACCAGCCCCCAUCACUCCUCUGCCAAAUAUUCAGGUAGGCAAUGAUGAUGCCAUCUCCUUGGCAAGCAUCCAGAACUGGAUUGCCAACGUUGUAACUGAGACUAUAAUCCAGAAGCAAAACGAGUUAUUGAUGCAGGGAGGCCUCCCUCCGAGUCGUAGUCCAUCUGUGAUGAGCUCAGGCGCAAGACCUGGUGCUGUGGGCAAAUACAUGGAUGAUGACAAAGUGUCCCUUCUGAGCAUGCAGAGUGGGGUAUCUUACGCAAGUUCCUCAUCCAGACAGAGGGAGCUGCCGAGUACAGACAGCCACUCGGUUCUGUCAUGCAGCAGUUUGUCCAACAUAAAACCUGAAGGACAUAGCUCCAAAGACAAAAUUACACGCACCAGCAAACCUCUCUACAGCCUGUUUGCAGAUGAUGUCGACCUCAAGAAGUUGGACACAAAAGACAAGGAAAUGAAAUCUGAAAUGAGAGGCAAAAUGUCUGCGUAUGAGAAAGAAAAAAUAGCUGCUGACAACAAGCGUAGCACCUUGUUCAGGAGAAAAAAGGCAAAAGAUGACAAGGAGGAUGAGGAUGACACCAUGAGAGCAUCUGGAAAUUAUUCGUACACAAAGUUCGACAGAUCAGACAGAUCUGAUACUGUACCGAAUAUUACUGGGCAGCUUUCUAGAUCAGUCACAGAAAGUGCAGACAAAACAAGCAGCAUCGACAAGUGGCUCAAUGACAUCAAAACGCCCUCCAGAUACCAACAGAAGUCUUAUGGUGGAGAAAGCUCCGAAGCUAAAUUCCCCAGGUCAUCAUACACCAAAGAAGACAACAUUGAGACAUCAUAUUCAAAGUCCUCCAGAGGCUGGAAGGAAUUCUCUGAUAGGUCCUUAAGCAGCCUGGAUGAGGUGUACAAAAGCUCAUCCAGAUUCUCUUCUAAAGAACCGUCAACAGCAUCAGACCUACACUCCUCUGACAGGUUUGGAGUCCAUAGCUAUGAUGAUCACAGAAGAAACAGUACAGAGUUAUAUGAUUUUAGGAGAUCAGCAACAACAGAGGAGGCUACCUCUAACAUUGCAACCCAAAAACACAGAUCGCAGGUAACAUAUUCUUCUGAAGAUGAUGACUCCGAAGAUAACCAUGGAUUAGAAUAUGGAGCUAAAAGAAGAUUCACCCAAAGUUUUUCAAAGUCAGAAGAGAAUAACAGAGAAACAAAGAGAAGUGACAGUGAUGAUGAGGAGGCUCCUUUAAAUACUUGGUAUAGAAUAAAAUCAAAGCCCAAAGAAGAUGAGGAGUUAGAUGACGAUGAAGUCAUCACUGCUUGGAGACGUCAACAGGAGUCAAAAUCAAGGACUCAAAGAAGAAGAGAAAUAUAAACCGUCACAUUCAUUUUGAAAGCAUGUGUACAUAUUCCAAAUCAGAAUAUGAUCUUCCAUAACAUUCGAUAAUAAUACAUACCAACAAGUAUUAUAUUUGAUUAACUUACAAUUAUUCUUUAAAAAUAAAUAAUAAAUCAUAUUACCUGCAAGAAUAUACAGUCACCUCUUUUACUUAUGCUUUCCUUUUAAGGGUUGAAGUAAUAAAAACAGAAAGAUUAUUCAUUAAAUAAUCUUUUGCCGCAAGGAUGCACAACAUGAAUACCUUGUCAUUUUGUAACGGACAGUUAUACCUUAGUCCGACCCAACUUCAUUUGAAAAUGUAGCUGAAAGUAUACUUACAGUCACUGCUUUGAUUUGGUUCAAACACUGAAUAGAGGUUUAAUUUCUUUAUUAUGAAAAUGUCUGUAAUUGAUCAUUUUCCCCCAUAACUGUCAGCUCUGCUAUGUCUGCCAAAACAUUUGACAUUAUUAGAAAUUGUACAAUCAAUGAAUCUGGAAAGAUUCAAGCCAUAUUCACUGUAUGUUGAGAUUUCUCGGAUAUACACUGUACUGCUGUUGUAUUUUCAUACCAUGUAUCAUUAAAUGUAUAAGUUAAAAAAA